AAUAGGAAAAGAAUUUGACUCAGAUUCCUGGGUUUCUUACCUUCCUGACGGCUGGCACUAGAGGUUACAGCUGCUGCCUCCAUAUAUUUUGGCAAAUUUCCGAAUCCCAUUUUCCUCCGGUUCUGUCCUAACCAAACAUCGGAGCAACCGCCCAAAUAUCCAUAUUUACCUGAUUAUAUGGACAGAAAAGAUGACCUGAGGGUAGGUGAACUGGUUUCACCAAUUCGCAAAACCAACGAUAGCCCAUGAUUCCAAGAAAGGCCAUCCCUAGGGAGACAAAAACAUGUACAGUAAACAACUCUUCAACUACAAAAGCCCUUGUUUUACAAUUUUAAUACUAAAGCGUCCCGCAUAAUCUUCAAUGGCGUGUGGGAUUGGAUAAAUUUUAUAGCCGAACCCACCUAUACUAUUAGGGAUAAUUGGACCGUCAACCAUUGUAAUUUGAAACACAAGUAGUUGCAGUAGGUUUGAAUCAGUAACGGUUGGUUCAUCAAACUCCCUCUCUCAAAGCAUGAGUCUUGCUAACAUAUAUUGCCAACUUGUCUAUAACUUUCAUGUUGUUAUAGCUCUCUAUCCUGAUUUAAACCAAGCCAAGUCUUCCACAAGCAAUUGCAAAGCAAAAUCUGGAGAGCUUGAAAAGCCUGUGUCUAUAAUGAAGUUGGCGGUGGCAUGCACAAUUAUGGUUACGACCCUCUUAGGGGUAGCCAUGGAUGGAUACGACUGCAAGGUCGUGCAGUUCAUCUUUGGUGACUCCCUCUCAGACGUCGGGAACAAUGACCGCCUCAGCAAGAGCCUUGCUCAAGCAAGCCUUCCAUGGUAUGGUAUUGAUUUCGGUAAUGGCUUGCCAAACGGGAGGUUCUGUAAUGGACGCACUGUUGCUGACAUAAUAGGUGAUAGGACAGGUCUCCCAAGACCACCAGCUUUUCUCGAUCCAUCUUUAACAGAAGACAUGAUACUGGAAAAUGGAGUGAACUAUGCCUCUGGAGGUGGUGGGAUUUUGAAUGAAACCGGCAGCCUCUUUAUUCAAAGGUUUUCACUCUAUAAACAGAUUGGGUUGUUUCAAGGAACACAAGAGCUGAUAAAAGCCAAAAUUGGCAAAGAAGCAGCAGAAAAUUUCUUUCAAAAAUCACGGUAUGUUGUUGCUUUAGGAAGCAAUGACUUCAUUAACAAUUACUUGCUACCAGUUUACAAUGAUGGAUGGAAGUACUCAGACGAGGGAUUCAUAAACUACUUAAUGGAAACCCUUAAAAGACAGCUCACGAUAUUGCACGGCUUGGGAGCGCGAGAGCUGAUGGUGUUUGGAUUGGGUCCCAUGGGUUGUAUCCCCCUUCAAAGGGUCUUAAGCACAUCUGGGGAGUGCCAGGACAAAACAAACAAACUAGCUAUCAGCUUCAAUCAAGCUGGAAGUAAGAUGCUGAAAGAGUUGUCAGGCAACCUUCCUAAUGCCAGCUUCAAAUUUGGAGAUGCUUAUGAUGUCGUCGAUGCUGUGAUAACCAAUCCACAAAAAUAUGGAUUCAAUAAUUCAGACUCCCCCUGUUGCUCAUUUGGGAAGAUCCGACCUGCUCUUACAUGUGUCCCUGCAUCGAUUUUGUGUGAAGAUAGAAGCAAGUAUGUGUUUUGGGAUGAGUAUCACCCAUCAGAUAGUGCUAAUGAGCUUAUUGCAACUGAGCUCAUCAGAAAAUUUGGAUUUUUGCCCGUCAAUGCAACAAAUGCUCCUUCCCCAGGGCCAGCAGUUGAUGCUCCUUCCCCAGGGCUAGCAGUUGAUGCUCCUUCCCCAGGGCUAGCAGUUGCUCCAUCUCCAGAAGGAUAAUUCUUAAAACUUAAUUUCUAAGUAUCCAUAAGAGAAACUAUCUUCUUUGAAUUCCUGUUGAUUUGUUAUCAGAUAAUAAUAAUUAUUUGUAUAAGGUUAUGAAUUUAUUUGAUGUUGUGUGUAAAGGAAAAUGAGAGUGCACACAUUUGAGACACCAGCUACAAGAUUCUGAUGCAAUUUGUCAUCUCCUUGGAUUCAUCUUCUUGUAGUUCCAGUCAUAAGAUAUUAAUUAAAAAUAUAUUAUGGCAUUGCCAUAGUCAA
Messenger RNA from Vitis riparia (riverbank grape), 2071 nucleotides. Its product is annotated as GDSL esterase/lipase At1g74460. Gene Ontology annotation, molecular function: hydrolase activity, acting on ester bonds. Bases 512 to 1810 code for a protein of 432 amino acids. The transcript has 5 exons. The record is from RefSeq and is a predicted model, not a curated record. NCBI's taxonomy places the organism in Eukaryota, Viridiplantae, Streptophyta, Magnoliopsida, Vitales, Vitaceae.